Messenger RNA from Prorocentrum cordatum, 336 nucleotides. The record is from the annotation of a GenBank genome assembly. Lineage: Eukaryota; Dinophyceae; Prorocentrales; Prorocentraceae.
AUGCGGGAGGCGAUGCUGCAGCCCAACGUCAUUUUCAAUUCUACAACGCCUGGAUCAUCACGUGCGAGACGAGUGAGCAGUGGAAAGCGAAGCUUGAACCUGUCGUCAUCAUCUACGGCGCGCGCGGGAGUCAGGCGACCAGUGGCAGCGGCGCCGGCGCUGCUGAGCGAGAUGCGGGGGGUGAAUCUGGAGCCCAACGUCAUCUUCAGCUGCAGCCUUGGGAUCAGCGCGUGCGAGAUAGGCGAGCAGUGGCAGCCCGCGCUGACGUUGUUGAGCGACAUGUGGAAGGUGAAGCUCGAGUCCAACGUCACCAGCUGCAGCCCAGCGGUCGUGUAG